Molecule: messenger RNA, 910 nt
Organism: Stylophora pistillata
Lineage: Eukaryota; Metazoa; Cnidaria; Anthozoa; Scleractinia; Pocilloporidae
Source: RefSeq, a predicted model, not a curated record
CUCAACACGAAACAAUUUAGAAGAUGCAGACGCAGAGUUACAGAAAUCGUUGACCGCUCAGAACGAAAGUUUUACCACAAGGAUAGAUAAUUUGGACAAAACAGCAGACCAGCUAUCAUCAAGCCUGGCCACAACACAAAGCAACCUGAAAAAGCUGAAUGAUACACAGAUCAACAAUACACUGGAGAUUCAAAGUCACCUGUUGUCCAUGGAAGCACGUUUGAAUUCCACCGACGAAGAUCUAAAAUCUUCCAUUGGCAACUUACAAAACAAAGUUGAAGAACUCAAUACAAGUUUUGCAGGCAAGUUCAACAGCUUUAGCCAAUCCAUUACUGCAGUCCACGCGCAGUCUAAUGAAACAAAAGAAAGCUUCAACAGUUUCAGGAUCAACACUGAAAAUUCUAUUACAUCGGUGAAUAACGGCCUCAGUAACUUAGAGAAAACAGUGAACUCAACGAAAGACGAGUUAUCGUCAGGGAUAGCAAGUACAGACCUUAUGCUCAACAGCACCACUGAAAGACUUGAUCAAGAAGACGUCAGCAUAAUAUCACUAAUUAAAGACAUCAACGUAACAUUGUCUGUUAAGGUAGAGAAUGUUACUAAGCUUCAAGGCCCCGUCGGACCACGCGGUUUUAAUGGUUCUCAGGGACCGGUUGGACCAGCCGGACCUCAAGGGCUCAAUGGAACACAGGGUCCCCAGGGGGUGAUAGGUCCACAAGGUUUUAAUGGAUCACAAGGUUCACCGGGAUCAGAUGGACUCCAAGGAGCCCCAGGCCCCCCCGGAGCAGGAAACUUUUCGCAGUGUGAGUUCAUGACAAGCACAGAAACAGGAUCCCAGACUGCUUUCCAAAGCAACACUCUUCCAGCUUCAACGAAAGUCAUCAUAACUGAACCAAGUGUAAGUAAAUAG